AUGUAUCGAAUAUUUCUACCCACAAGAUGUCAGGUUCGAUUCCCGGUGCCCGCAAAUCCAAACAAAAAAAAACAACCAUUUUCUUCUAUCCUCAAAACAUCAACAUCUGGAAUUAAUGGGUUGUCGUAAAAAAACGCAGAUAAUCUCAUGUUGCUCGUCUUCUCCUAUUUUUCGCCCCACAACGCGAUGACAGAAAAUGAAAUGAGAUAUUUUCGGUGUCGAGGAGAAUAUUAUGACGACUAGAAACAGCCAACUGUUUUUUUCCGUUUCAUAUUUUCACUUUUCUUCCUGUCAGGAUUUUUGAGGUCUAUUUUUCUUUGAGAUGAGUUGUGAUUUGUUUUUGGGUCACAUUUUGUGGUUGGCUGAGUAUCAAAGUAUGAAUUUGACUGCGUACUUUGGUAUCUUUUGGUCUACUACUUUACCGUACAUGAUUGCUUAAAUGAGUAUCAAACUAUAAAUUUGGCUGCGUACUUAACUGACUGAGUAUCAAAUGUUCGACAUUCUUCCCACGCACUCAAAAGUACCCUUUUUGCCAAAUUCCUAUUUUCCCCUUCCCCGGCAAAAUAUUCAUAUCAUUUUUCAUAGUCAUAUCUGAAAUUAUCCUGCCGCCUUUUUUUUCUGACAGCAAAAUUAUGAUAUCUAUUCAUCUCCGAAAGAAUAAUGUACAAAAUCAAAAUCUGGAAUUUUCCGAGAAAAUUGAAAAUUAUAGAGCUAUUCAUCAGCGAAUUUCUGUCUGCGUCUCUUUUCAGCAAAACAAUAUUUUUUUCUGUUUUUUGGCGGCGGAGCCAAAAAAAAAAACAAAGUACAAAACAACAUAUAAUUGUUGUUUUUUCACAAGUCGACCGGAAAAGGCGGCGAUCAAAAAAAGGGCGUGUUUGCCGCAGAAAGUACGCAGCCAAACACACGUUUGAUACUCAGUCAAGUCAAUGUACGCAGCCUCUAAAAUUCUCGAGUUCAGCUUCUAGAUUUCGGGUAGAUCAAACCACGUUAGAUACUCAGCCAAAGUUCAGGUACGCAGUCAAAAUAUUUCCUUCCAAUGUUUGAUCUUUUUCCCACAUAUGUUUUUUCUCUCCAAAAAACCACUCAUAACUCGCACGUGCAAAUUUUUAAACAAAAAUUUUCACUGAACAACAAAAUUUUUUUUGUGCCCCCAAAAAUCCUGAAUUUGAAGAAAUUUGAUACUUUUUUCCAUUUUUCUGUACCCAAAUCGUCAGUUUCCGCAGGUGUAGAUCAAAAAUCUCAAAUUUUCUAUUUUCUAGGGGAAAAAUUGAGAUUUGGCUGUGUAGGAAGGCUGAGUAUCUAAUGUAGCAAGAGAUUUUCCGCUACAUUUAACGAAUACAAAAAAUCCAUUUUAAUCCACGAAAAAGAAAAAGAAAAAAGUUUUUGUCCUAAUCCUUUUGCUCAUUAAACUUUUUCGGAGCUUCUUGGUGUAAACAAAAAUGUUUACGAUUUUUUUUCGACUUGGAAUUUUGAAAAAAAAAGAUCAUUGACCGGUCCAUCAAAUUUGGCUGCGUAUCUCUUAACAGAGUAUCAAUCUAGAAAAUUGGCUGCGUACGUUGUUGAAUUAUUUUUGAUCUACCAAUUUAGCUGCGUACUUAACUGAGUAUCUAAUAUCCAUCCCAGACAAAAAAUGUGCAAAAAAACCCGCCACCCCCACAAUUUUCACCCAUAAAAUUUCGCCUUAUGGGACCAUUUUGGCAUGAGUCCAACAAAAUGCAAAAACUUUUAAUGCGAAUUUUUUUGCAGAAAAAAAAAUCAGACCGAAAAAAGUUCCGGGUUUUUUUUUCAAAAAAAAAACUUUAUUCUGUUGUUGGUUGUGACUUCUUUUUCUUUUCUGCACUAAUUUAUGCCAUUUUUUCCACCGCAAUUUUUUUUGCACAGUGUGAAUUUUUAAUUGUGUGUGUGUACAUUUGAUACUCAGUCAAGAGACAAUUCUCCUCCUUGAAAAUCUGGUGUCGAAUUUCAGGAAAUUGUACAAAUUUCCGAAUUUCGGGUGUCGAUUUUCAGCCGAGUGAGUGAAAAAGUGGGGCGGAGCCCAGCGAAAAAAUGUCUCAAAAAUUCGCUCUCGAAAAAAAUAAUCAUUUAUAAUUUAUGCCCAUUUUUUUGCUUGCUAUAACUAUACUUUUUUCGCUAGAUGAUAUUUUUUUGGGCCAAGAUUUUUGAUCUACCAAUUUUGAUUCACCAGAUUUUUUUUGACCUGAGCAACUGUUUUGAUGAAAAACAAAUUAUUUAUCCGCCCAAUUUUCUCACUCCGGUGACCCGAGAAAAAAGUGAUUUUUGAAAUUUUAAAAAUUCACAACUUUUUUUCGUCGAGACUUCCUUUGUGGCAAUUUUUAGAACAAAAAAUUCAGUCAAGCUUUGAAAAUUGUUUAUUCUUUUUUUUGUUGGAUUUUCUUCCAGUACACUUUGUUUUGGUCAAACAAUAUGAUUUUUGGAAGUCUUUUGAAAAACCAUCUUAUUUUUGAGAACUUCUAAAACAAAAAUAAGCCACGCCCACAUUUGCGAAAAAGUUUUCCGAGAAAACUUGUGAUGUAAAAGUUGAUUUUUUUGAGCCCAGGAAUUUUCGAUAUAUAUCAUCAAUCUUUUUCCCUCUAUACUAUGUUUUUCCAAUUUUUUUUUUGGUGAACGUUCAAAAACAACUGACACCCCCAUUACACAUUAUUACUACUUUUCCAACAGAUUUUCUUGAGAGCUCCAAAAAAUCUUCCAAUCCAAAACCAAAUUAAUUUCAGGUGAUGGGAAACGGUAUGCGAAAAUACUCGCAAUGCGAUGCCUACUACAAGAAGCGCAGAAAAACCAACGGUAGGUCAAAGUUUGCGCGCGAAUUUACCGGAAAUCCCCCGAUUUUUUUUGCAGAUGUGAAUAAUGGUGCCAAUUUCACCAAGGACUACUGUGAGUAUUGGAAAAAUAAGACAAAUGCGACGCGGAACUCGAAAGAUGACAAUUUUUCCAUUGAGCGCAACAACUACAGUUUUGCGAAUUCUUGUGAGUUUUUCCGGCUUUGAAAGGGGCCGAGCCGAUUUGGCCUAAAUUUCACGCUGAUUUCAAAUUUUCAGACGAAUCACCGCUCCGAAAUAGUCGAAAACAACAACAAUCACAAUUUAUCUCGUCGUUCGACGGUCCCAGCAACAAUUAUUCAACAACUUCCACGUGGAAAAGAUAA
Messenger RNA from Caenorhabditis angaria, 3163 nucleotides. The record is from the annotation of a GenBank genome assembly. NCBI's taxonomy places the organism in Eukaryota, Metazoa, Nematoda, Chromadorea, Rhabditida, Rhabditidae.